AUGACAAGGAUGAGAGAAGCUGAAUUGGUUUGGAAUGCUAUAAUGUUGCCUCGGCAUAGAGUAAUCAUAUGGCUUUCUUAUCAGGAUAAAUUGCUAACAAAGGAAAGGCUAUUGAAACUAAAUAUACUUACUGAUGGCAACAUGAAUUGCUGCUUAUGUGAGCUUGGAGUUCCUGAAACUGAACUAUACCUUUUUUCUGAGUGUGAAUGGGUCACUACAGUAAGAGAAAAACUUGCUACAUGGACUGGUAUUGCCUUCCCACAGAAGCCUUCCAGAAGCACCUUGAAAUGGAUAAGAAAUAAACAACGGAGGCAAUUCAGGAAAGAAGUUGGAGCUGUUAUUUAUGGAGACACGAUUUACUAUACAUGGCAAGCUAGGAAUUGGAGAAUAUUCAGGAAAUUAAAUGUAAAUAGAGAGUUUAUAGUUUUACAGAUUCAGAAAAAACUUAGGUAG
Messenger RNA from Nicotiana attenuata, 453 nucleotides. RefSeq lists its product as uncharacterized. The coding region runs from base 1 to 453 and encodes 150 amino acids. The record is from RefSeq and is a predicted model, not a curated record. Lineage: Eukaryota; Viridiplantae; Streptophyta; Magnoliopsida; Solanales; Solanaceae. The transcript has a single exon.